ACACAAGAAAGUGACAUGGGAAUAUCCUUACCAUCCUUAAUGGUUACGUUGCCUCUAAUCUAAAAACGAAACAAGACCAGACUGAGCCCCACCGGCAGAGAGACCAUAACGUAAAUUAAAUUGCUAAAAGGGCAAAGCAUAGUUUUCUUUUUCUUUAUCUUUUUACAUGUAUCUGAAGGAGCUGAUUUGACAUUUCCCUUCUCAUAUAAGUGCUUCAUAUUUCUCACGCCUAAUUAUAUAAUGGUUCCUUUGGCGUUUAAGCCAAGAGAAAUUGAUGGUAACGUGCCUAGCAUUCAAAGCUUUAGAUGUCCUUGGUUAAGCCAUUGAGAGGCAUUCUGUUUUGGAAGCCAAGCCAUUGAGAGGCAUUCUCCUCCUCUCAGGUUCUUUCUCUUAAGGCUUCUGUACUACGAUGCUCUUUUUCAAUGUUUUUCUGCUUGCUUUCCAUUUUAUUAUCCCGGCCUAUAUUUCAUAUUUAUGAUAAGAUUGAGAUUUUAAGUUUACCUCAACCAAUUACGAGUUUGAAGAUAAUCAGAGGAAAAGAAUGGCAUCCCUCAUACCAGGAGUUCUACUGAAGCUUCUCCAAAGUAUGAAAUCUAAUGUAAAAGUUCGCGGGGAAUACCGCUCAGUCCUUCUGCAAGUGAUCAGCAUAGUCCCUGCAUUGUCCGGAUCUGAAUUAUGGCCUAACCAAGGUUUUUUCAUUAAAGUCUCAGACUCUUCUCAUUCCACCUAUGUCUCGCCCUCAAAGGAAGACAAUGAGCUUAUCUUGAAUAAUAAGUUGCAGCUUGGCCAAUUCUUUUAUGUGGAUAGGAUCGAGGCUGGCACACCCGUCCCAAUUCUUAUUGGGGUUAGACCAGUUCCUGGACGGCACCCUUUUGAAGGCAACCCUAAGGAUUUAAUGCAGAUGUUGGAGCCAUUAGUGCAUCCUGAUAAUUCUACAGUUUAUAGUUCAAAAUCCAUGGAUUUAACAGAAGCCAAAGAGAAUCCUAGUUCAAGGCAGAAGAUUGUUAUUAAAGAGGAAAAGGCUUGUGUUGCAUCCAGGUAUAUGCAGGGUGUUCUGAAUCCAAACUCUAUAGGAAUCAAAGGAAAUGAUUUAGAGAAUGGUGUAGAAGGUAAGAAGGUGAGAUCUGCAAAAGGAAGGAAACAAGAGAUAAAAGGUCAGGUGCUCCCGAUGACUUCAACUCGUUCUCGACGUGAAGCGCUCUCACCAACGCAAGACGUUGGUCAAUCUAACAGCCAGCAGACUGUCAUGGCACCUUCUACGCACACUUCUAGUUCUACCAAACGCAGUUCUACUAAACAGGAAAAUUUAAACUUCAAUUUUUUGUCCAGUAUUCAAGAUAAAAGCAAUCCUGCUGAGGCGAUUCUGUGGUCCUCUUUGCCAGCCAAACUAUUGAGGCCAGGGAAGGGAAUUCUUAGAAGGAAGCAUCUAGCCUCUCAGGUUGUAGUAGAAGCUCAAAAAGAAGCAUCUGCAGCAUCAGUGAUAGUGAAGUGUUUAAGUAUGUUCGCCAAUAUCUGUUCUUCUGCAGCAUCAGAGAAUCCACAUGUCAUACUGAACAAGUUUUAUGGUCUCCAACAGCUCAUGGGCCAGUCAAAUGGAACAACUCAGUUGAAAGAUAGAACCCUUCAACUGUAUAAAAUACAACCUCCUGCAGAAAAGCAUAAAAUUGGCAAAACGACAGGUUUAGUGGUUGCUAAGAGCACGUCAAGGGCUCCAAAACCCUUAACAGAAAUAUCAGGCACUGAGAAGCAAGAAUGGGCCAAAGGGGAUGGUAUAAAAGAGAUCAAUGAGCUAAAAGAAGUCAUUUUGAAUGAAACAAGAUCAUGGUUUUUUACGUACUUGGAGAAGACAUUGGAUGCUGGGUUUUAUGUGGGCUCACAAGAGAAGGGCAAGGAGAGUAAGGAUAUUGCAGGGAGACAAAUGCUUCAGGCAAACCAUAUAGCUCUCACAUUGUCCCACCUUAAGCAUGCAAACAAUUGGCUGGACAAACAAAAAAGCAGUUUAGACUCCGAAAGUGAAGGGCUGGUGGAGACAGUUGACAGAUUGAAACAAAAAGUUUAUUCUUGCUUGCUUGUACAUGUUGAUUCUGCUGCAUUAGCUUUGGAGAACCAAGUUUGAUUCUAGGACAAUAAACUGUUUUACAAUAUACUACAUCCCCAAUGCUAUUUAUAAGUUAAAUUAUAUAAUUGGUUGAGCCAAGCAGUGACAGUGGAAGCUUGGUUGCUCUGUUUCCAAGGCAAUGUGAUCUAUAAUUGGUACUAUUUGUACCCAAAAAUGAAUAAAAAGGGUACGGGUUGAAGUGUAAAUUACAAAUUGAUAGCCAUUUAAUUUAUGGCUCUUGUUUGUUUAUUCAAGCUUAAGUUAUUAUUUGAUAUUCUGAUGA
Lotus japonicus is the source of this 2381-nucleotide messenger RNA. RefSeq lists its product as uncharacterized. The transcript has 4 exons. NCBI's taxonomy places the organism in Eukaryota, Viridiplantae, Streptophyta, Magnoliopsida, Fabales, Fabaceae. Bases 542 to 2116 code for a protein of 524 amino acids. The record is from RefSeq and is a predicted model, not a curated record.